AUGAUUCAUUCCUCAGAUGUUCCAUUUUUCAUUUCUGCUCCUCAAAUAAUCUCUUCACUUGGAUUUAUGAUGGGAGUUUGUGAUCCUAAAGAUACAAAAGGAUUAGUAAAAUCACUCACAGUUAAAGAAAAUAAAAGAGAAAAUAAAAAUAAUUCUAAAGAUAAAAAAGAUGAAAGAAAGCAUGAUUAUUUAGUUGAUCAUACUCUCAAAUUCGUACAUAAAUGGAGUGCAGAACUUCGAACACUUCUCACUCCUGGAGAUUAUUAUAGAGAAAGACGUGUUUAUGCACAUCCGAAAUAUGUAAAUCCACGUAAUGAGAAUACGUUUCAGCUGUUUCGUUGGUUUCGUGUUGAAGAAAAGAUCUUUGAUGGGCCAGAGGAAGUAAUGAAUUGGGUUGCUCGAACCUUGAAGACUGAAAUUUCUCCUCUUCAAAAGAUAUUCAUUCUCUGGUCAUGGGAACAAUCAAAUAUUGAUCGAAUGAAAGAAAAACGUAUGGUUGAAGAAAUCAGUACAAAAGUGCAGUCAAAGAAGAAAACAAAUGAAAAUAAAAAAGUAAUUCCAAACCAGCUUCUACCAACAAUUCCAUCGAAUUCUCCUUCUCUUCAAAAGAAAAAAGAAAUAUGUGAAAUGGAUACAAAAACACCAAUUCUAGCUUGGAUUAGUCAUGCGGUUGUUGAAAUUCCAGAUGAAUUUUUUGAUGGAGAGAAGGUGUAUACAUACGGAAACGGUGAAUAUCUGAAAGUACACGAUUCUCCGUCUCAAUCAAUUCGCAUCUACAAAGCUAAUUUUGAUUUCAACACUAUCAUAAUUCCCACCCAAAAUCUGCAAUUAGUAAUGUUGAUUCUCUAUGAUUACGAAGAUUCCAAAUUAUGUCCACUGAUAGAAAUGCGAAAUUUCGCAUCAAGUUAUUUCAAUUCAAAAGGUCCAUGUCUUGUUCGAAAACAAUCAAAAGCUCCUCCCACAGUAAUAAAGUCAAUCUACAUCCCUAAUUGGAGAAAGAUCGAGUUUCCUGCUAAUCGAAUUGCUCAUCAUCUAGUUGCAACAAUGAAUCUUCAUUCAAUCUUCGUUCCUGGAGGUUUCGGUGAUUUGGCAAUAGCUGAUGCAAUUCCAUCGGCAACUGGAGACCCAAAACAAGUCAGUCAUUUACAACAUUAUGGACUCCUUUCUCUCCGAAAUUCUCCUAAAAGAGAAAUUGUGAAAAAUCAAGAAGUUAGAUCAUUUCUUCGUAGAAAUACUCGAAAGAAGACCGGUCUUAAGAUCGAGGAAAAACGAAAAGAAGAAGAAGUCAAAAAAGCUAUUCCAUAUUUAGAUUUAAAAUCACCAGCAACCGAAGUAGUCCACUAUCCAAUCUGUGUUAUUUUGUGGGAUAAAAAUCGAAACCUUCCUGCUUAUAUGGGAAAAGUGACGGGAAACGAGGAGGAGGAAGAAAUGGAGGAAACGGACGAACCAGAAACUACCGAUAAAAAGUGA
This is a messenger RNA of Caenorhabditis remanei, 1470 nucleotides long. RefSeq lists its product as uncharacterized. NCBI's taxonomy places the organism in Eukaryota, Metazoa, Nematoda, Chromadorea, Rhabditida, Rhabditidae. The record is from RefSeq and is a predicted model, not a curated record. The transcript has 10 exons. The coding region runs from base 1 to 1470 and encodes 489 amino acids.